AUGAACAAUAAAUCCCUUACAAGUCUAGGUUGUUAUCAAGCAAAAUCAACGUCUAAGAAUUCCACAGCAUCUAGAAUUGAAAAACCAACAGUAGAAACAGGUAUUAUCCCUUACAAAAAUCAGACACCUGAUGAUAACGUUGUGUUGAAUAACGAUAAUACUUCAUCACCAAUAGAGCAAAACAAGUCAAAGCAAUAUUCCAGGCCAGCGAAAAAUAAAAAGUUUAAGGUUCAUAAUGGAGACGGUACUUAUUCAGAGAGAGUGAGUCCUUCAAAGAAAAAUAGGCUACAACAAAGUUCAAGCCCUAUAAAAGAUUCAAACCCAUUGGAUCGAAACAUACGCUCCUACCCACUUAGUUUGACAGGAAAUGAUUCCAUUGAAGAAGAUUCCAAACUCAAAGAAAGGGAAGAGUUUGGUACAGUUUUAAUCAAUGAAUUAGCACUGUCACCUAAAAGAUCUCCGGAAAAAUCAAAAUCAGAAAUUGCAAUAGAUAUAGAUUUAACAGAUGAUGAAGAUGACAUUUUUGCAACAAGAAACGGCAGUAAGAGGGGUCCAAUAUCGACAUCCAAAUUACCUCUGAAAAAGAAAAAUACUCAUGUUCAGCAUAAAGAUAAAUCAGAGCCAAUAAAACCAAUAAAUUUAUUACUUGAUUUCCAAGUUAAAAAGUAUGGAACCAAAGAUGAGAUACUAAAUCGUCACAAGAGACUAAAAAUUCCAGUACCGAUUACAUCAAGAAGUACCUUACUUAAACGAGCUUCAAAAUAUUAUAAAUUCAUUCCAGAAAUUUUAUCAGGUAAAGCCGACCCUUCGAUAUAUUACGAGAGAGCUAAAGAUCAGUGUGUCAAAUCGAGGCAGGAAACUAUGCUGGCUCAAGAAAAAUUAAAAGUAAAUUGGGAAUCAUUUUAUGGAGGUUAUUAUGGAUUUCAGAGACAAUCAGUGAUUGGUAGUGAUAUUUUCAAGAAAUUUGAAACUGAUUUGAAUAAUACAAGUAGUUAUAAUAAGACGGUAAAAUAUUGGACACCUUCAAGUUUCGCAAUGCAUGUUUUAGCUAAUGAAAUCAUACUAAGAAUGAUUAUUGAAGAUUUGAAAUGUAGAUUUGAGAAAGCUGAGGAAAUAUGUCAAUCUACAGUAGAUUAUGGUAUAAUUAUUGCUGAUCAUGUUGAAAUUGUAAAUGAUAUGAAAAUGGAUGGUGAUCAAGAUGAAAUUGAUCAUGAUACCAUAACAAUAGAAGAUGGUGAUGAUGAUCGGGUUGAAAUCGUAAAUGAUAACACAACGAGUGAUAGUGGUAGUGAUAUAUUUUAA
Molecule: messenger RNA, 1302 nt
Organism: Lodderomyces pseudojiufengensis
Lineage: Eukaryota; Fungi; Ascomycota; Pichiomycetes; Serinales; Debaryomycetaceae
Exons: 1
Coding region: 1-1302 (433 amino acids)
Source: RefSeq, a predicted model, not a curated record